Eublepharis macularius is the source of this 6121-nucleotide messenger RNA. It is a transcript of the gene TBC1D9, whose product is annotated as TBC1 domain family member 9. Bases 621 to 4394 code for a protein of 1257 amino acids. The transcript has 21 exons. Gene Ontology annotation, molecular function: calcium ion binding. The record is from RefSeq and is a predicted model, not a curated record. NCBI's taxonomy places the organism in Eukaryota, Metazoa, Chordata, Lepidosauria, Squamata, Eublepharidae.
AAUCCGGAGGGGGCGAGUUCCCACAGGGGUUCGCCGCGCGUGGUGCCCGGGGGCUGUUGGGCAGAGGCGCCGCCGAGCCCAGCGCGCUGAUAACGCGCGACCUUUACGCGUAGGCUCGAGUGCUACGUGCGGGCGGCGUUCCCGGCGCGAAGCGGAGCCGAGGGGUGCUUCCGAGCUGCGUGCCUGAGGAGACGGGCCCUUCGCCUCGGGUUUUGCGACGGGGGCGUCUUCCUGCAGCCGGAGCCUUCCAGGGGCUUGAACGCAGCAAGGCGGCGCUGCUGCAGGCUAGCGGGGAGGCUAGGCGGACCCGGCCGCCGCGAGUACCGCGGAUGCUGCCUGCGGUCACCACUGCGCUCAUCCUCGCGUCCCCUGCCUCGGCGGACGGCUGCUCUUCUCCGCCGAAAGCGGCUGCUCGGGGCUGAAGAGUCGCGGCGGGGAUGCUGCCGCUGCCCCCUUUCCCUCCCAAUGCUUCUAGCGCUGGCCAGGGCAGCUCUGGCGCGGUUCGGGGCUUAGUUGAGCGCUUGAUCGGGUCUCGGGAGCCGCCUCCCGGGCUGUGCGAGAUUUAAAGCAGAUCAAACCCCGAAGCGAGCUCGGUGGGCUGCCGUUGUCUUGGCCGGAGCAUGUGGGUGAACCCGGAGGAGGUGCUGCUGGCAAACGCCUUGUGGAUCACGGAGAGGGCCAACCCUUACUUCAUCCUGCAGAGGAGAAAGGGGCACGGAGGAGAUGGAGGCAGCGGAGGGCUAGCUGGUCUUCUUGUGGGCACUCUUGAUGUUGUACUUGACUCAAGUGCGAGAGUAGCACCAUAUAGAAUCCUGUAUCAGGCCCCUGACUCUAUGAUAUAUUGGACUAUUGCUUGUGGUUGUUCAAGAAAAGAAAUAACUGAGCACUGGGAAUGGCUGGAACAGAACUUACUGCAAACUCUUUCAAUCUUUGAAAAUGAAAAUGACAUAAACACGUUUGUCAGAGGAAAGAUACAGGGCAUCAUUGCAGAAUAUAACAAAAUCAACGGUAUCAAAGAGGAUGAUGACACUGAGAAAUUUAAGGAAGCAAUAGUGAAGUUCCACAAACUGUUUGGAAUGCCAGAGGAAGAGAAACUGGUGAAUUACUAUUCUUGCAGUUAUUGGAAAGGGAAAGUCCCACGCCAGGGCUGGAUGUAUCUUAGCAUUAACCACCUCUGUUUUUAUUCCUUUCUGAUGGGACGGGAAGCCAAGCUAGUAAUCCGGUGGGUUGACAUUAUCCAGCUUGAGAAGAAUGCUACUCUGCUUUUACCUGAUGUGAUCAAAGUUAGUACAAGGUCCAGCCAGCAUUUCUUUUCAGUUUUCCUCAACAUCAAUGAAACAUUCAAACUAAUGGAACAACUCGCCAAUAUAGCCAUGAGACAACUCUUGGAUAAUGAAGGAUUUGAGCAAGAUAGGUCACUACCCAGACUUAAAAAGAAAUCCCCUAAAAAAGUGUCUGCCUUAAAACGGGAUCUUGAUGCCAGAGCAAAGAGUGAAAGGUACCGUGCAUUAUUCCGGCUUCCUAAAGAUGAAAAACUUGAUGGACACACAGAUUGCACUUUGUGGACUCCAUUUAACAAAAUGCACAUUUUGGGCCAGAUGUUUGUAUCUACAAAUUACAUCUGUUUUACUAGCAAGGAAGAAAACUUGUGCAGCCUUAUCAUCCCACUUCGAGAGGUGACCAUUGUAGAAAAGGCAGACAGCUCAAGUGUAUUGCCCAGUCCAUUAUCUAUCAGCACAAAAAACAGAAUGACUUUUCUCUUUGCCAAUUUAAAAGACAGAGACUUCCUCGUACAGAGAAUUUCGGAUUUCCUUCAGCAAACUACUUCUAAAAUAUACUCUGAAAAAGAGAUUUGUGGAAGUUAUAACAGUUCAGAUGAUGAGGUCUAUUCAAGGGCAAGUAGUAUCAUUUCAUCAAGCCCUCAAAGAAGUCUUAGUUCUGAAGCAGAUGGAGAACGACAGUUCAACCUGAACGGUAACAGCAUCCCAACUGUAACACAGGCUCUGAUGACCAUGUACCGACGGCGUUCACCGGAGGAGUUCAACCCCAAAUUAGCAAAAGAGUUUUUGAAAGAACAGGCUUGGAAGAUUCAUUUUGCUGAAUAUGGCCAAGGUGUCUGUAUGUAUCGUACUGAAAAAACAAGAGACCUGGUGCUAAAAGGUAUUCCUGAAAGCAUGAGAGGGGAACUCUGGCUGCUCCUGUCAGGAGCUAUUAAUGAAAUGGCCACCCAUGCUGGGUAUUAUGAAGACUUGGUGGAGAAAUCCAUGGGGAAAUAUAAUCUUGCCACAGAAGAGAUUGAGAGGGAUUUGCACCGCUCUCUUCCAGAGCACCCUGCGUUCCAGAAUGAGAUGGGCAUUGCUGCUCUGAGGAGAGUGCUCACAGCUUAUGCAUUUAGAAAUCCAAACAUAGGAUACUGUCAGGCCAUGAAUAUUGUUACAUCAGUGCUGCUUUUGUAUGCAAAGGAAGAGGAAGCUUUUUGGCUGCUUGUGGCUUUGUGCGAGCGCAUGUUGCCCGAUUACUACAACACAAGAGUAGUUGGUGCCCUGGUGGAUCAAGGCGUGUUUGAAGAAUUGGCUCGGGAUUACAUUCCACAACUCUAUGACUGUAUGCAGGAUUUGGGGGUCAUCUCCACCAUCUCUCUUUCCUGGUUCCUCACACUCUUCCUUAGUGUAAUGCCCUUUGAAAGUGCUGUGGUGGUUGUGGACUGUUUCUUCUGUGAAGGCAUAAAAGUGAUAUUCCAAUUAGCGCUGGCUGUUCUGGAUGCUAAUGUGGACAAGCUGCUGAAUUGUAAAGAUGAUGGUGAAGCUAUGACAGUGCUCGGAAGGUAUUUGGACAGUGUAACAAAUAAGGACAGCACUUUGCCACCAAUCCCUCACCUUCAUUCAUUGCUCAGUGAUGAUGUUGGGCCUUAUCCUGAAGUGGAUAUCUUCAGACUCAUCAAAACUUCUUAUGAGAAAUUUGGAAGCAUUCGAGCAGAUUUGAUUGAACAAAUGAGAUUCAAGCAGAGAUUGAAGGUGAUCCAGACACUUGAAGACACUACAAAACGUAAUGUGGUACGGACCAUAGUGACUGAGACCUCCUUUACUAUAGAUGAGCUCGAGGAACUCUAUGCCCUUUUCAAGGCGGAGCAUCUGACAAGCUGCUACUGGGGAGGCACAAGCAAUGCUGUUGACCGCCAUGACCCAAGUUUGCCCUAUUUAGAACAGUAUCGCAUUGACUUUGAGCAGUUCAAAGGAAUGUUUGCUCUCCUUUUUCCUUGGGCCUGUGGAACUCACUCUGAUAUUUUGGCUGCACGUUUGUUCAGAUUAUUGGAUGAAAAUGGAGAUUCAUUAAUCAACUUUCGGGAAUUUGUUUCUGGGCUAAGUGCAGCAUGCCAUGGAGAUCUUACUGAGAAGCUGAAGCUGCUGUAUAAAAUGCAUGUUUUGCCUGAUCCAUCCUCUGAUCAGGAAGAGCCAGAUUCUGCUUUUGAAGCAACUCAGUACUUCUUUGAAGACAUCACUCCAGAGUGUACACAUGUUGUCGGCGUAGACAGCAAGAGCAAACAAGGAUCAGAUGAAGGGUUUGUUAGUGUGAGUGUGAAAACUGAGAAAGGUAAGAAGACUUCUCAAGACAACAGAAACUACCUUAGAAUAUGGAGCCAAGAGAAUAAAUCCAAAGCAAAGAAUGCAAAGGACUUGCCCAAGUUAAAUCAGGGGCAGUUUAUUGAAUUGUGCAAGACAAUGUAUAAUAUGUUCAGCGAAGACCCCAAUGAGCAAGAUCUUUACCAUGCUACUGCUGCUGUGACAAGUUUGCUGUUGGAGAUUGGUGAGGUUGGCAAACUGUUUAGUCUGCAGCCUAGAAAAGAGGCUGAGAGCAGCAGUAAAGCCAUGCAAAAUGCUCUGCUCCAGAAGAAAGAUAACCAGCAGUAUCACAUUGAACAGCGUGAUCCUUUCCAAGGGGGUUUCCUUGCUGAUGAUGAAGAGAAUAUUUGUGGUGACGGUUCCCAGAUGGAAGACAUUAAGCUGGAAGACUCUUCUCCUAGGGACAAUGGAACUGGCUCUUCCAUGCUUAUUUCCGAUGACGACACUAAAGAUGACAGUUCCAUGUCUUCCUAUUCUGUCCUAAGUGCAGGUUCUCAUGAGGAGGACAAGCUACACUGUGAAGACAUCAGCGAAGAUACCGUUUUGGUGCGAAGCAACACCACUUCUCUGCCAGGAAGCACUAGCAUUGACAGAGACUGGGCCAUCACCUUUGAGCAAUUUUUGGCUUCCCUCUUGACUGAAUCAGCCCUUGUCCGGUACUUUGAUAAGCCAGUCUGUAUGAUGGCACGGAUAACUAAUGCUAAGAAUGUGAGGAUGAUGGGGAAGCCCAUAACAUCUGCAAGUGACUAUGAGAUCUCUGCUAUGUCAGGCUAAGUGGGCCUCAUAGGGAGUUUUUUUUUAAAUGUUUAGGUUUUUAUGACAUAUUUAUUAUUGCCAGGCACAGGUCCUGAUAUUUUCAAAACAUGGUAGAUCUUGCUGAUGUGAACAUGUUGAGGUGUAAAUCCAUACUUAUCUUGAAUUAUGGGCAUUUUUUCUCUGUGAAAAAUAUUACAGAAUGCUUGUUCUAGCCAAUAUACAUACUGGGGGAGGGGAGGGGUCAGUGUCAGUGAUGUCUGUAUAAAUAGCGUUCCUAUCAAUUGAUAUAUGGUGAUAAUUAGUUGGGUUUUAAUGUAGAAGUGAAUGUUUGUGUAUGCUUUUAAAACAGUUCUGAAGCAUGGGAAAAACCUGGAAGUAGCUCCAAAUGCCACAUGCUCUACAUGUGCUGCAGUGUACUCAUGGAGCUCCUUCACAGUCUUCCCCAUUCUCUUGGGGGAGCAGAGUGUUGGUAUCUCUUCUGUCCGCACACAGUUGCUCCCUUUAUUUAAGUGAAUGGGAAAGCAGAAGUCCUUUCAAGCAAGGGAGCUUCCUGAGUGCAUUGAAGCCCACGUGCCCAUAAAGGGAUUGGAGGGAAGGUAGAAGGGGAUGCUGUCAACUUGUUUAGGGUUCAGACAUAAGCUCUGUGCAGCAUCCCUGGUGGAUGACUUUAUUAUAUAGAUGUCUCUUUAUAUAAUUUUUCUAAGAGGCUAGUGAUUCCUAAUACUUUUUAAAAUACAUUCUUCAGAGAUACUGCCUUGGACCUGCCUUGACAAAACCAAUGCUCUGUCCUAAACAAUUCAGAGUACCCCUUUUUAAAGUGAAAGUGAGAGUUUUAAACAUAUUUUCUGUAGAUAAUUCUGUCACUGAAAUUGUAAACCUCUAAGCAUUAUCAUAAAUCUAAUGGUAGAUUAAAUAUUCAUAGAUGAAUUGCAUAAAUCUUAAUUUAAGCACUGUUAUUAGCAAGAAUGUAAUCUGAAAAAAAUCUGCAAGAAAAUGUAACUGAAUGUUUGAAAGUCUUAAUGAAAACACUGUCACUUUAUUAUAUAGAUGAAUAAUGUAUAAUGAAAUAAUUUACUGAAUGAUAUGUUGAAUGACAAAUGGAGCACCUGCACUUUGAAUCCUUGCUUCUUUUACAGAAAUACUCAGUGCACACAAUUUUGUCCCAUCAUGGGCACACUACCUACUCAACAGGGAUUGCCAGAGUUUCAACAAGAACCUGUUUGUCCCUCACACACUCUCCAUAGAGGAAGGAGGAGGAAACAGUACUCUACAAAGCCUAUGGAAAUUUCCUGUACAUGGUUACUAUGUCCAUCAUGGAACUGAAUUGUGCCCAGUAUUUUUUAAAUUUCUUGGCUGAUUCAUAACUCAAAACUGAUUAGGUCAGACUUAUUUUUACCUGCCUGAACUUUAUUUGUUGCCUUCGAAAUAUUUCCAUCACUCUUUUUUUUUAAUAUACAUAUGCUAUUGUAUUUUAUGAUCAUGUAACUUUUCUAGGGUUUUUUUAGCUGAAGGUAUUGCUUUAAUUCUUUAAAAUAUUUAAACAAUCAAAGUGGUUUUAGCCACAGUAGGGUAAUCAUGAAUAAGAGUUUUUUAAAAAAAGACAUUAAACUAAUAUCAGAUGGAAAAUUUUGGUUGUUGUUCAUGAUAUAACUUCUGUUGUGACAAUCCACAUACUAUAAUCUCAGUUGUUAUGUAACAAAUCAUGCUAGUGUGUAGUGAGUAAAAAACUACCUCUGCAAUUGAUA